Messenger RNA from Closterium sp. Naga37s-1, 828 nucleotides. The record is from the annotation of a GenBank genome assembly. NCBI's taxonomy places the organism in Eukaryota, Viridiplantae, Streptophyta, Zygnematophyceae, Desmidiales, Closteriaceae.
AUGGCGUUGGUUCCUUUCCUUAGCCGCCUCAAAGCCAUGGCUUCACCCGCGCGCGCCGAUCCGCCCUUCCCCGUGGAGCGCCUCCCCGACGACGUUCUCGCGCUCGUCUUCCGCGCGCUCGCGCAGACCUCCUUCCGCCACGCGCUCGUUUCCAAGCGCUGGUACCGCCUCGCCACGUCCGCGCUCUCCCAUCUGACCAUUCAGCAUGGCGGACCUAAACCAAAAUAUUUUACCAUUAUUGAGAUGCAUGAUCCCGAGCAUUUCCGCAACAAGCAGCUUGCGUGGCUCCCGCUCCCGCGCCUCCUGUCCGCGCUGCGCCGCUUCCCCGCCCUCACGCACGUGUCGCUGGGCGAGUUUUCCGUCUUAUCCGCCGACGGUGACGCGCUCUUCCAAUGUCUGGCCGCCACGUGUCCGAGCCUGAGCCAUCUAACGGUGGAGCAUCAGUUUCUCAUGGCGGUUACUGUAGACGGUCUCGAGUCGCUCUUCCAUGGAUGCCGCAAGCUAAGGGAAUUCCGCCUGCUCACCACCUUCUGCCUUCCCCAUCUCCCGCCGUCCCUCUCGCUCCUCACGGAUCUCCAAACUCUCCACGUGUGCGCUCAUCCUCUCUAUGGCGAUGACUCGUUACAGGAGCUCGUUUCGCCGCGCGAGAGCAUCGGCGCGCUGCAGCAGCUGCGGGAGUUGCGGAUCAGCGCGGGAGCGAGUUUCCAGGGACUCGGGGAGUGCAGAGCAUCUGCUUCCUCCCUCUCUCCUCCCUCUCCAUCUCCUCCUGCUCCUCCCUCACCUCACUCCCACUCCACAUCGACGCCUUGUCCCUUCUGCAAACCCUAA